GAGUCGCCGCGGCUGCUGCCUUUCUCUGCUGCGCCUCUGCUGCGAAGAGCCAGAAGCCUCGCUGCCGGAGCUGAGCGAUGGAGCGUCGUCUCAGCGCUGCCCGCGCCGCCUGGUUCUGAGCUCCAGGCCCUGCCCAGACCCUCGCCCGCCCCAGCCCGUUUCCCUGGUGUAAAUCCCCAUCAAUGAGGUUCUUCCGUCUCACCUUCAAGUGCUUUGUGGAUUGCUUCUGAGACCGCGCCGAGAUCCCCUCCCAAGACCCGGAGCCAGCUUUCCCGACACCCGACACCCGUCUCAGCCUCCUGCCCGCUAGCCCAGUGUGCCAAUGGCUCCAGUGCCCACCGAGACCUGCUCAGAGGGCAGUGGGUGCUCAGAGCUGGCUGAGGCAGAGGGUGCCGAGCCGACUGGUGGCACAGCAGAGUCCAGCCAUGAAGGGAGAGCCAUCACUGCCCCUCUGGUGGUACCCAUGGGCCCCGGGAAGCUGCCCGUUCCUGAGCGGGAGACCUGGACCCGGCAGAUGGAUUUCAUCAUGUCCUGUGUUGGCUUUGCUGUGGGGCUGGGCAACGUCUGGCGCUUCCCAUACCUCUGUUACAAGAAUGGAGGAGGUGUGUUCCUGAUUCCGUAUCUACUAAUCGUCUUUGUCGGGGGGAUCCCCGUCUUCUUCCUGGAGGUGGCCCUUGGGCAGUUUAUGAAGCAAGGUGGGAUCUCUGCCUGGAACAUCGCCCCACUCUUCAAAGGCCUGGGCCUGGCCUCUAUGGUCAUUGUCUUCUUCUGCAACUCUUACUACAUCAUGAUCCUCGUCUGGGGCCUUUUCUACCUGGUGCACUCGCUGACGGAAACCCUGCCCUGGGCCACCUGCGGCCACUCCUGGAACACCCCCCAGUGCACGGAGCUCUUUGGCCUGGGUGGCUGCGACAAUAACAGCACCGCCACCAACAGCAGCACUGCCAGAAACUGCAGCAACCUGGCUGACCAGCGUUCGCCCAUCAUAGAGUUCUGGGAGAACAAGGUGCUGCGGAUUUCGGGGGAUCUGGGUGAACCGGGAGAGCUCAGCUGGCAGCUGAUCCUCUGCCUGCUCACGACUUGGGUCAUUGUCUAUUUCUGCAUCUGGAAGGGGGUCAAGUCAACUGGGAAGGUGGUCUAUUUCACUGCACUCUUCCCCUACGUGGUUCUCAUCUUGCUGCUCUUGCAUGGCGUGACGUUGCCCGGUGCGCUUGACGGCAUCAUCUACUACCUGAAACCGGACUGGACCAAGCUUGCUGUCGCUCAGGUAUGGAUUGAUGCUGGUACCCAGAUCUUCUUCUCAUAUGCUAUCGGGCUGGGAGCCCUGACCGCACUUGGCAGCUACAACCGCUUCCACAACAACUGCUACAGGGACGCCUACGUCUUGGCCGUGAUCAACAGCUCAACCAGCUUCUUUGCUGGCUUUGUGGUGUUUUCCGUCCUGGGCUUCAUGGCAUCGGAGCAGGGCGUGGACAUCUCCCAGGUGGCAGAGUCAGGUCCAGGCCUGGCCUUCAUUGCCUACCCCAAAGCUGUGACGCUCAUGCCACUCUCCCCUCUCUGGGCAACACUUUUUUUCUUCAUGCUUCUGGUCCUGGGGCUGGACAGCCAGUUUGUGGGAGUGGAGGGUUUCAUCACUGGCAUCCUAGACCUGUUUCCGCAGCCAGCAGCAGGCUCGCCACGCAGAGAGAUUACCGCUGCGAUUUGCUGCCUUGUCUGCUGUAUCAUUGACCUCUCCAUGGUGACUCAGGGCGGCAUGUACGUCUUUCAGCUGUUUGACAAUUAUUCGGCCAGCGGGAUCACCCUUCUGUGGCAGGCCUUCUGGGAGUGUGUGGUGAUUGCCUGGGUCUAUGGAGCUGACCGCUUCAUGGACGACGUUGCCCGUAUGAUUGGCUACCGACCGCUGCCCUAUAUGAAGUGGUGCUGGUCUCUCAUCACCCCAGUGGUGUGUGUGGGCAUCUUCCUGUUCCAUGUGGUGAACUACCAACCACUGACUUACAACAAGACCUACAUCUACCCAUGGUGGGGUGAGGCUAUUGGCUGGGCUCUGGCCCUUUCCUCCAUGCUCUGCAUCCCCUGCACAGUCGCUUACAAGCUUCUGCGAAGCAAGGGCUCCUUCCAACAGCGCUGGCAAUUGCUGACCACCCCCGUCUGGGGCCACCACCACCUGGAAUACAUGACACCCGAAGCGGAGACAAAACUGCUGCCACCGCCAGACAGUCUCACUGCAGCCCCCCUGGAGAAGGCCACGCUUUUUGAGACUGUGAUUUGAUUUUCUUGUACCCUCUUCCUCUAGCAAUAACACCGGGCACCAAGGUCAGCUGUUUGUGGGUAGCGGGGAAGGUUGGCAGUAUUGGAGACUCAGCCCUUCGCAUAGUCAGGAGGCUCCCAGUGCGAGAAGUCAAUAAAGACCCCUGGUGGCUGGUGGCAGUGGCUGCCGCAAGCUUUUCUCCGCUUUGUCGGUGGCCUCACUUGCCACCUUCCACCAGGGCCCUAGACGUGACUCUGCUGCAGUGGGGCUUGGGGGCGGGGGCUAAUCCUGGCUCCCAUGUGUGGUGGCCGACCGCAGAUCUGUGAAGUCAAUGAAUGCCACAGGUCUUUGGGAUGGGGCAUUGCAUUCUAGGUCAAAUGGCAUGCGGCCACUCCAGAUGGGAGCUGAGCUUGGCUCUCGUUCAAAAGCACUCCUAUCCCCCACCCCCUUAAAAUGCAUCGGGGGGGCCAUUGGGACAAGCGGUGCAUGGCGGUGUGGCUGGGCUGGUGUGGGUCCUUCAGCCAAUGCCUGACUCGGCCAACUGCUGGCACCGUACCUGCCUGCUUGCAAUUUGGCUGUGUACUUAGGCAGCCAUCUUCAUACCACUAAUGGGAAAGCUGUGAAAUCAGGUUGGCUUGGUCUGACAUCGGUAAGACGGAGGUGCUGCUAGCAGCAGGGGACAAGGGCUCCAUGCACACACAUACCCAUCCCAGCACAUGCAGACUUCCACAUUUCCUCCACAUGGCGCAAAGGCUAACCUCCUUUCCUCCAAGAUCACCUCGUCCAAUAGUUUCAGUAUUAGCAUUCAAACCUCAGGCAAGGAGGGCAUUCACUUCCUCGUACCAGAUAGGCUGGGCUGCCCCAUUCCCAACCAUCAGAGCAACUGGGAACGGCUCCAUCCCAGCUUUCAUUACUAUCCCCAGUACAGUGACCCAGUACAGCUCCACUAGGUCUCUUCCCCCAAACCCACCCAGCACUGCUGGACUCUAAACCUUCUGUGGGGUGCUUUUAAUCCUUGGGGGCAAGUGCUGUUUGCCCACUCUUUCCACCCAUCAUAUAUCCCAAUCCUCCGCCUGAUCUUACCUGGUUAAGGUAUACUAAUGGCAUCCUGUCUCUCAGGUUCUAAUCCUUCCCCGACUCUGCAAGAGAAAGCAGAAAAAGACCGUCACAUUUCCAGUACUCUGUGUGGCCUAUUCUCUUUUGUACCUUAUUCCCCAAUCCACCUGCCACAAAUCAUGUCCCUUCCCACAAUUUCGGUUGCACUUAUGUGAUCUUGACCAUGUAGCAGUUGCCUUUUAAUAUCCCGGGUAGCAUUUCUUGCCCAUGCCAUUAUAAAUGUACCUUAUACACUCUGCUGCCUUUCCCACACAUUACUCUGUGGGGGAAAGAUGUCUGCCAUCAAUUUUUUGGCUCUUACCAGUGGCUUUUUGGUAGGCUGUGACUGAGGCCACUCCAGCUGGAAUUGGAGGACAGAACUCCAGAAACUUUCUCUCACUGGAGAGGGAAAAGGAACCUCCCCAAAUUAAUAGGAGAGAGGGGAACGGGAGUGCCAGGGAAAUGGAGUGUGUGGGUGUUGUCUUGAACAAGCAGAUCACCAGCUGUCCUGCUCCCUCUUCACAAACAAACAUGGAGAAAACUCUUAGGGAACAGCACAUCACUCACACAGAGAGAGACAUACACACCUUAAUAGAGUUGGCAGCUUUAUUUCUGUAGCUUUAACAUCUGCCUGACAACCAUAAAUUCAAAAAAUGCAGCCUGGAGGUGUCACAAUGGAAACCACCACGAUGAUAAAUUCUAGAGGGGUGCUAGUCUGUUGCAGGGGGAAAAACCACAAGACAAAAACCAGCAAAGAGUCUGGUGGCACCUCAAAGUCCAGCACAUUUAUCGAGGCCAUGAAAAAGCUCAUAAUCAAAAUACUGUAGAUUUGUUUUGUCUUAAAGCUAUCACGACUUUUAGGCCGCUUCCACAUGACCCGGGCAUUCACCUUGAUUUGUUUGCAGGGAGCUAAGAGCAAGUGUUAUCCCUCCACAUUUUCUAUUGCAUUUCCCCCGUCACUUUCCUUACUGCAAAAAGUCCGGUGUCUUGGAGAAGUGUGCAAGACCUCCCAAUCAAACGUAACCGCACAACAUGCAUUUGGCGGUAUGUGAUUGAAUCCCUCCUGAAAACAGAGGCAGUCUGGAAGCGUCCAUAGUUGUUCAUGAUGAGAAAGGCUACACCGGCUGAAUUUAUCCCUGCCAUACAGCUGCUGCAGCAAUCCUGCUGCUGCUUCUUGCCCAGGUGUGCUCAGCCCCUUCUCCACCCCACUCCACCUCCACAUUGUAGCGCCCAGCCAUGCUGCUGCCCCUCCCCAUUGUAUGUAUUUGUAAUAUACGAGUGUUUGUGCCAAAUUGGGCUGAGCCCAUUCUCCUCUGCACACCAGGCUGUAAUCACUACCACCACCCCCAUUGCUAUCCUAAUUCUCAGCUCCCUGUUUUUUUGGUUUGGUUUUCCCCCUCUCUCUCGUUUUCGCAGUCACCUACCCAAUUGCGGUACAGAUCCAACCUCUGACAAUAAAUAUGGGAGAGAUUC
Messenger RNA from Podarcis muralis (Common wall lizard), 4816 nucleotides. Its product is annotated as sodium- and chloride-dependent creatine transporter 1-like. NCBI's taxonomy places the organism in Eukaryota, Metazoa, Chordata, Lepidosauria, Squamata, Lacertidae. Gene Ontology annotation, molecular function: gamma-aminobutyric acid:sodium:chloride symporter activity. Gene Ontology annotation, cellular component: plasma membrane. Gene Ontology annotation, biological process: amino acid transport; sodium ion transmembrane transport; nitrogen compound transport. The record is from RefSeq and is a predicted model, not a curated record.